AUGGGCCCACCAGUGAGAGGAGCGCCGAUGCCGUGGCAGGAACUGCAAAGUGUCGCACCUAUUGCUCGUCAAUGUGCUGUGGAGCAAUUGUUAUCUCUCUGGAAGAGACAGAAAGAUAGAACUGAUCCUGAGCCGCUCUGGGGUGACGAGAUCGAAUAUACCCUAAUCAACCUUGACGCGAACACAUCUCGAGCUACACUGCUCCUAAACCAAGAAGAGGUCCUCCGAAAAGGCACGGACGAGUGCGCCAAUGCAGAUGUUGAACCCUGGAACGAAAUCGCAUUACAGCCGGAAUGGGGUAGAUAUAUGAUCGAGGCGACCCCUCGAGAGCCAUACGGAGGGGAUAUUGCGGACUUACUAAGGGUAGAAAGCAACAUGAAGCAACGACGAAAGUUGAUCCGGCAAUGCCUAUCGCGCGACCAGCAUAUCGUAUCACUCUGUGUCUUCCCUGGCCUAGGAGUCAGAAACCAAUUUACGAUACCGGAUGAAUCUCUUGAAAACUCGACUGGCCAAAUAUACUGUCCCAUUUCACGUUACAUAAUGAUGGUCCAGAAUUUAACUGCCCGGCGACAGCGGCGUGUUGAAAGCUAUAUCCCUGUCUAUCGAGACGAGCAGACAGAAGCUCCAUUUUAUGACAAGGCUGGGUCAUUCGAGUAUCCAGCAGAACAGCAUCCCCCAGGUGACGCAAAAGAGGGCCAUAUCCAUCUGGAUGGAAUCGGUCUUGGGCUCGGGAGCUGCAGCAUCCAGGUUACGUUCCAGGCUUUUAAUGAGUUUGAAGCCCGAUGGCUGCAUGACCAGAUGAUUGCGAUGGGGCCAGUCAUGCUUGCGCUGACUGCUGCCACGCCCAUCUACAAGGGGUAUCUGGUAGACACUGAUGUGCGCUGGGAUCGCAUCUCCGAAUGCUUCGAUGACCGCACGCCGGAAGAAUUGGCUACAACACCGCCACGCUAUUCCUGGAAUCGCACAUACGUCUCCCGAGGAAAGCCUGCAGAUAUAAACAGCAAGUCCUCGCUGACUCCUAUGGACGAGACGGUUAAACAGCGCCUACUAGACGGAGGCAUGGACGAACCGCUGGCGAUGCACUUUGCCACAAUCUUAUCGCGGGAUCCAAUCAUGCUCAACCGAGCCGAUCUGGAGAAUUUCGACCCCAAUGGUACGGGCGUGUUUGAUGUGUACUACAGCAGUGUGUGGCAACACGUCCGACUCAAGAUCCCACUGAGCGAUGACGGACCCGGCUGGCGGGUUGAAUUCCGGCCGAUGGAAGUGCAGCUAACCGACUUCGACAACGCUGCCUUCUCAAUCUUUAUGUAUCUUCUCUCUCGAGCCAUUACAGACCUUCACUUGAACUUCUAUGUCCCGGUGGACAAGUUGGGGGAGUCGAUGGAGCGCGCACAAAAGCGGAAUGCCGCGGUCGAAGAGCGGAUCUGGUUCCGUCGCAGUGGAUGGUCAUCGUCGGUGGAGCAGUGUGAUCGACCACAGCGCCAGCGGAAGGGUUGUGUCAACUGCUGUGGAAAGUCCAGUGGCCAUACCUCACCGUAUGCUCUCCUUACCAUGGAUGAGAUCAUCAAUGGCGAGGACCCCAAGGUGCCGUCCAGCUUUCCGGGGCUGGUGAACAUUGUGCGGGCAUAUCUGCAGUACAAGAACACGUCCUUGAUGGAGCAGAAGAAGAUCAUGCCGUACCUGGAUGUGGUCAGCAAGCGAGCCAAUGGAGAGCUUCCGACACCAGCCCAAUGGAUGCGUUCAUUUGUAACUGGACACGAGGAGUACCGGCGGGAUAGCUACGUGGGUGAGAAGAUCCGUUAUGACCUGAUGCGGGAGAUUGUACGGAUGGAGGCGUGA
Aspergillus sclerotioniger CBS 115572 is the source of this 1839-nucleotide messenger RNA. RefSeq names its product glutamate--cysteine ligase. Gene Ontology annotation, biological process: glutathione biosynthetic process. The record is from RefSeq and is a predicted model, not a curated record. Bases 1 to 1839 code for a protein of 612 amino acids. The transcript has 7 exons. NCBI's taxonomy places the organism in Eukaryota, Fungi, Ascomycota, Eurotiomycetes, Eurotiales, Aspergillaceae. Gene Ontology annotation, molecular function: glutamate-cysteine ligase activity.